Molecule: messenger RNA, 461 nt
Organism: Sphaeroforma arctica JP610
Lineage: Eukaryota; Ichthyosporea; Ichthyophonida
Exons: 2
Source: RefSeq, a predicted model, not a curated record
CAGAGGACACCUCCACCGCCAAGAGCGGGGGAGACCCCACACCGCAAGCCGCAACCGCAACCGCGAAACCCUCCAUGCCCACCGCAAGCAUGAACAAUUCCGUCAGCGUCACCAGUGUGGACGGUCUGUUGGUGCCGUUGGGCAACAAGAGUACGCCCACGCCCGUGCUGAUGUCUCGCGCACCCAAGAAGAUCCGGCUAAAUAUGGUCAUCGCGCCUCAUCUCAUGUUCCACGUCAUGCCGUCUCGCAACGGUAUCUGGAACAAAACUACGUCACACCCGAGUGCAUACAAUUCGCACAAUACAUCGGGGGCUACGUCCCCACUGCCAGGCUUCACGCGGCUGUACUCCGCGGACGAUGGACUCUCCAGUACGCCGAAUCCAGCCAUGAUCAACUACAAGGCCGUGGUACAGGCUGCUGUGGGUAUGAGUAUCAGGACGGAGCUAUUGAGCUAUAAGUGA